Gordionus sp. m RMFG-2023 is the source of this 2555-nucleotide messenger RNA. Its product is annotated as phosphatidylinositol 3,4,5-trisphosphate 3-phosphatase and dual-specificity protein phosphatase PTEN-like. Gene Ontology annotation, biological process: phosphatidylinositol dephosphorylation; protein dephosphorylation; regulation of phosphatidylinositol 3-kinase/protein kinase B signal transduction. The transcript has 11 exons. Gene Ontology annotation, cellular component: plasma membrane; cell projection; nucleus. The coding region runs from base 109 to 2202 and encodes 697 amino acids. The record is from RefSeq and is a predicted model, not a curated record. Gene Ontology annotation, molecular function: protein tyrosine phosphatase activity; phosphatidylinositol-3,4,5-trisphosphate 3-phosphatase activity. NCBI's taxonomy places the organism in Eukaryota, Metazoa, Nematomorpha, Gordioida, Chordodea, Parachordodidae.
UUUAAGACACGGUUUUAUAAUUUUAGGCUUUUUCAUUUUCAGAUUGUAUGGCUAUAUUAUAAUAUUAAAUGACAAUGACACAACUUUUAUAAAUAAAAAUUCAUUAUAAUGACAUCUAAGCUUAAGGAAUUGGUCAGCAAAAAUAAAAGAAGAUAUCAGGAGGGUGGAUUCGAUCUAGAUUUGACAUAUAUCUUCCCCAACCUAAUCGCCAUGGGAUUUCCCGCCGAAAAACUGGAAGGGGUGUAUAGGAACCAUAUCGACGACGUGGUCAGAUUUUUCGAGACGAAACAUAAAGACCACUACAAAAUUUACAAUUUGUGUUCAGAGCGGUGUUACGACCCCGUUAGGUUCCAAAACAGGGUCGCCAUCUACCCCUUCGAGGACCACUCGCCGCCCAAGAUGGAAUUGAUUAAGCCGUUCUGCGAGGACCUCAAGGCUUGGCUCGAUCGGGACUCGUCCAACGUCGCCGCUGUCCAUUGCAAAGCUGGGAAGGGUCGCACCGGUGUCAUGGUAUGUUGUUUCCUGCUGCACAUAAAGCUCUUCAAGACGGCCAAAGAAGCCCUCAAUUUUUACAGCGAAAUCAGAACUUCCAAUCACAAAGGAGUCACCAUUCCCAGCCAAAUCAGGUACGUCAAUUAUUACGAGAAGCUUCUUACUCUCAACUUGGAUUACAAGCCCGUGCCGAUUUACCUUAAAAAGAUCCAUUUGUAUCCCUUACCAAAGUUGCAAUUAUUUGUACCCGAUUUGGAGAUAAGCUCGAGUCACAAUGGUUCGAACGAAACCAGAGAGUGCGCCAAUCACCGCAUCGUUAACUUCUCGUUAUCCGCCACGUCACUUAAUCCCGCCAACCAACAACCAUCCGGUCCACCUAAUUCGUCGUUAUUACCUCCCGAAGAAAGAUUCAUAAAAGUGAGGAAAAAAUGGACUUCUAACAAAGAGACCUCAGUCGAACAGAUGGAACAUUUCAAGCUCGUUCCAAAUCGGAAGAACGAUAAACUGUAUCUCAGCCUCGAAGCUCCCUUGCAACUCAGAGGUGACGUUAAGAUUUUGUUUUACAACAAAUCCAAAAUACGUAAAAAGGAAAAACUAUUCCACCUUUGGUUCAACACCUUUUUCCUGGCACAAAAUCAUAACCGUUACCACCAAGAAAAGGGUAAUUCCGUUAAGAAGCCAACGAAUAAUGAUCUUAUCCCACGAUUCCAUAAUGAUAAUAAUCAUGGUUAUAAUCAUAAAGAAAAGGACAAAAGUAUUCUCGAUAGCAUCAAAUUAGAAUUUACUCCCAAGAGAAGAUUUACAUUCUCUAACCCGUCCCAUGCUUUUACCCGAAAAACCGUGAAAGAUAGCCUUAGUUCUCCACUCGUCCCUCCUGCUAACGACAGUUUACUGCCACGUGAUCUCGGUAAAUCAACGGUUUGCAACGGUUUAAAUUUUGGCGGUACCAUUAAACGAGACGAUCAUAGCCUUAUUGAUUCCUACCUCCUUUUGGACACUGAUACAGUAUCCACGUCGCGUUGCUUAAACCAAUCUCCCAUCCUGCUCGAUGACUCAGAUCUGCUUACGAAUCUAAACUUUCGUGAAAGGCUUAACCACGUUAUCAAAAACAAUUACGAAAAAUCGUCUCUAAUCAGUUGUAGUCCUGACGAAUCGGAAUUUGUUUUCACGAAAAAUAUCCCCCGAUUGGCGGCUACCGCCGCUUCGACCAAUGGGGAGCACUCAGAUAUGGACGAAAGAACAACGAAUUACCGCAAAAUGGAAAUUGAUAAGGAUGACAAAGAAAAACUCGACAAAUAUUUUAGCGACGAUUUUAAUGUAACAUUGGUGUAUACCGUGAAUAACCCACCUGACAAUUUUUCCCAACUACCUCAAGCAUCCAAUCUCGAUAACCACCACGAUAUUCCCUGUUCCGUAUUCCCCUCCACCAUUCGCCGUCAAAAAAUUUCGACCUUUAAAUGCCCUUCGAAUAAUUUACCCUCCUUGGGUCUGGGCGAUGACGAUAUAAAUCAUCACUAUCCUCUCAAGAGAUGCGAAACGUUAUGUUGCCCUCCUAGCCUGGACGGCAAACAGCAAAUGACUUCAAAGUUUUUCGCGAAUCGUAGCAAUAGGUACAACAUCUUCAACUCCAAAUAUUACGGAGCCUCUUUCGACAAGCGUCCAAACAGCCCCGCCUCUCUUCUAACUCUCAAAGGCGUUCGCUUGUUAUGACAUCCACAAAGCAUUUUCGAUAGAAAAACCUUACAACAUAUCUUUAUUAUAAAAUCUCUCCUUAUAACAAAAGAAUCCAUUUAUUUGUUUUUGAUGACUUAAUAUUAUAUAUAUAUAUAUAUUUUUUAGAAAUUCAAAAAGAUCUCUUGUAAUUUCAUUAUUUUCUAUAUAUAUAUUUAACUAUUUUUUCUAGGGGUAUGAAUUCUCUUCACUGACAACGAUCGUGUACUCUAGUAUUUCUAUUUUUUAAAAAAAAUUAAAUUUUUAAAUAUUGAAAUCAAAGCCAAAGUGUAAUUUAUAUAUAUAUAUUAUAUUUAUAUAAAUGUAAUGAUUAAAAAAAAAAAUAACAUGUA